Molecule: messenger RNA, 1902 nt
Organism: Oncorhynchus kisutch (coho salmon)
Lineage: Eukaryota; Metazoa; Chordata; Actinopteri; Salmoniformes; Salmonidae
Product: zinc finger protein OZF
Exons: 2
Coding region: 101-1450 (449 amino acids)
Biological process (GO): regulation of gene expression
Cellular component (GO): nucleus
Source: RefSeq, a predicted model, not a curated record
AUUCUGGCCUACUUCACACCAGUUUUUGUAACUAGCUAGCUAUAGCAACUCUUGAGCAGCACAAAAAUCAAUAACUUCUCCCACAAUUUUUCUCCCCAAAAUGUCUAAACUACAGCUACUUAAUGAGGUUCUCGAUGAAAAAUUAGCUGCAGUUCCCCUGGAGAUAUCCGUAGUAGUUAAAACAACGAUAGCAGAGUACCAGGGAGAAAUCACCCGUUUGAAGCGGGCGGUUGCACGUCUACGAAGACUGCUGGAUUUGGUUUUCAAACCAGAGAUAAAAUUGCAAAGAUUAGCAGACCUCCAGCAGCUCACUCUCACUGAAGAGGUUAUUUCUGAGCAGAGUCACUGUGAGCAGGAAUGGAGCCCUGGUCUGGGGCCGGUGGAGUCGGAUACCGAAGAGUCUAUGUGGGACUCUUUCAACAUCAUAACUGUGGAGAACCAAACAGAAUCUGAUGGCGAGAGCCACAACAGAGAAUCUGAAUCAACCAGUGACUAUGAGCCCCCCUCUGAAGUAAGUCCAGACAGUGACAACAGUGAAAAUGGAAAUGUGGAUGGAGUGGAGAGUAGAAUACCACUGUCAGGAUUAAAGCCUCUCAAAUCAAAGAGAGGAAGAGGACGGCCAAGGAAAGGAAGCAGUGAGUUGCCUGAUCUGAAAUGUGACGUGUGCGGGAAAUGCUUUACAGCAGCACGUAGUCUGAAAAGGCAUCAGCUAAAUCUGCACAGUGAAGAGAGACUAACAGGACAGCCAAAGAAAAAAAAAUGUGAGUUUCCUGAUCUGAAAUGUGAUGUGUGUGGAAAAUGCUUUGAGAAAGCACGUAAUCUGCAACGACAUCGGCAAUAUCGGCACAGUGAGGAGAGACGACACAUGUGCGACACUUGUGGGAAAUGUUUCAUCCGGAAGGACCAUAUGACCCAGCACAUGAAGCUUCACACAGAGGAGAAAAAACACUGCUGCACUGAAUGUGGCAAAUGUUUCCUUCACAAGUCCAUCCUGAAAAAUCAUAUGGGUACUCAUACAGGGGAGGCUUUUAAAUGUGAUGUGUGUGGAAAAUGCAUGACGACUGCAGGUGGUCUGAAAGUGCAUCAGAAAAAUCACACUGAGAAAUCGCAUCAGUGCAAAGAAUGUGACAAAGCCUACACCUUUAAGGGAGACCUGAUAAAGCAUGUGAGGAUUCACACUGGGGAGAAACCAUUUCAAUGCAAAGAAUGUGGCAAAUGCUUCAGCGACAAGGGAAGCCUUCCAAAGCAUAUGAUGACUCACACAGAGGAGAAACCACAUCGCUGUAACGAAUGUGGCAAAUGCUUCAGUCUGAAGGGAAGCCUGACAGCGCAUAUGAAGAUUCAUACAGGGGAGGGAGUUCAAUGUCAUUUGUGUGGAACUCACUUGAAGUUAAAAUCAAGUCUAAAAAGACAUCUGCGAACUCAUAGAAGGAAUAGCCCUAAUGAAUGAGAACACGUACAAAUGUUUUGGAAAGAUCCAAGCUGAAUAUGAAUUAUAAUUGUUAUUUCUGUGGAAUGGAGAAGGAGACCAUUUUUCAUAAAUAUUUUACCUGUAUUUAUAGUGUAAUGUUUUGGAUUGACAAACAGAACAUGUACAAUUGAAUGGCUUUGAUAAUUACUUAUUUCAGAAAUUAGAUUGAUAAGAAUUUAGUAUAUUUAAUUCAACUGCUAAUAAUUAUAGGUCAUUCAUAUUUUCAAAACAAAUGAUCUGAUUUAACUAAUAUGGCACUAUUUUAAAUACAAUUAAAAACAAAGGCACUAUUAUUAAUCAAUAUGAUUUGUUUGGGGAGGACUCCUGGCAGUGUAAAAAGUUUGUUUUUGUAUGUGACUAUUCCUCUUUCGCUAAAAUAAUAUAUAUAUAUAUAUAUAUAUAUAUAAAUAAAAAAAGAGGCAAGGCCCCCA